Molecule: messenger RNA, 1583 nt
Organism: Andrographis paniculata
Lineage: Eukaryota; Viridiplantae; Streptophyta; Magnoliopsida; Lamiales; Acanthaceae
Product: protein IQ-DOMAIN 2-like
Exons: 6
Coding region: 152-1381 (409 amino acids)
Source: RefSeq, a predicted model, not a curated record
UUUCGGAUUUCGGAUUGAUGAUGUUCUUCGUCGAAUUGGUAAUCGUGAUGAUGUUCGAUCGGAGGAGGUUAUAGUGGUGUUGUGUAAUUUUGUAAUUGGGCGAAAGUGGGGCCUCUGAUGAACCGGUACGUGAACGGAGUUAUUGCCAGAGAUGCCGCCUCCCUACUUUCAGUUUCAGGAUUUCCGAAGGAUGUGGAAGGAAAGAGCAUGGUGUUCUUCUGUAGAGGAUGUUUUGAGUCCAGUUUCAAUAAAGAAGAAGCCUAAGAAAAAAAGUAGAUCAAGGAAGAAACAGGAUGUGCAAGAAAAGCCAUCACCAGCUUCUGAUCAACCUAAUGUUAACUCUGUUCAACUGUCGACUCCUAUACCUUCACCGGGAGAAGUCGAUGAGUUGAAUGAGGUAGUGGAUGUGUCUACAAACCAUGCUUUCUCUGCUGCAGAGGCUGCCGAACAGGAAACAACUACAUUGCAAUCUCUAAAGGGGCCUGCCAGGCUGAAAUCACAUGUCAAUGGAGCUUCUGUGAAACGCCGAACUUCGAAUGCUCUGAAAUACAUACGGGGUCGAUCCCGUCUGCAGUUUCAGGUUCGAGCAAGAAGGAUCAGAAUGUCUCAGGAGAACCAUGCACUCCAGAGGCAGCAAUUUCAUGCUAAAAUGAUGGAGAAUUUGAAAGUGGGAGAUGAAUGGAAUUUUAGUCUACUGUCAAAAGAACAAAUCAUGACAAACUUGAUUCAGAAGUAUGGAGCUGCAAUGAGGCGAGAAAGAUCUCUAGCUUAUUCUCAUACUCACCAGCAGCCAUGGAUUAAAUCGACAAAAUAUAAUCCCUUCCUGGGCUGGAUCUGGUUAGACAGAUGGAUGAGUGCUACACAGCCAUGGGAGAUGAUAACCACACCUAGUAAAGAUCACAACAACGAUUGUAGUGCUGCUCCAAGGAUUCGUGCUCGAGAUCCUACAAAGUGCCUUGCUUGUCGUCUCCCAGACAUGGAAAAUCCAUCGGCAUCCACUGUCCGAGCACCUCAUGUCUACGACUCCCCUGGAACGGCUGGAUCAAAGAUCGGAUCCUCAUCAUCUUCGAGAAAGCUGAGGACUCCAAGCCACAGCAGCUGUACAUUGAGCCAAGAUAACGACUCAAGGAAUGCGAUCACGUGUUCAUCGAGGAAGAAUAAGAGUCGGAUGAGCCCUUUCUCGGUUCCUAGUUACAUGGCGCCAACUCAUUCUGCAUUGGCCAAGUUUAAACGACAUUCUUAUCCACCGACACCUGCUGGCGCAAGGCGGCAUGUUGGCCCUUCCAUGGCUGAAACUGGCUCUGCUGUCGAAGAAAACAUUGCGAAGGGAGCGCGCACGGUUGAGUCGAUCACCUUGGAUCGCCCGGCGCAGGGCAGGUGAAUGAGGUAUGUAGUGAACUGUUGGAUCGGAUGUUUGAAGUGUUUUUACAUUAAUAUUCUUGGAAGUUCUUACAGAAUCUUCUCCAUAUGUUAGUUUUGUGGUGGCUGGUUUGGUUUGGUUUGGUUUUAUACAUGUGAUUGUUGACAAUGUGAGGUUGUAAGGAAUAAUGUAGAAAUGAUUAGAUUGCAAAUGUUUUUGAGUG